AUACUGAAGGUUCCGCUGAAAGAUCGUAUCUAUCCACGUAACUCAGAAGAGAUAGCAGUAGCUUCAUAGUUCACGGAGAUGUGAUCGGAUGUCUGCUUUAUAAACUGUGGGUCACUGGGAGUGAAGUGAAACCAUCCAAAGACAUGGCAGAGGAACAAGAAGGACAGGAUAUCACCUGUCAGGACACAUUUGAUGCACCAUCAUCACCCACACCUGCAAAUGAGGUGCCUAUAAACACCAGUGGUGAAGCCACAGCACAAGAGGUCAACGAUGCUUUUUUAGCUGAAGGUGAUCAUUUACCGGACAAAGUCAACAAAAACAGUGACCCAGCUGAAGGUGCCCCAGCUGAAGGUGCCCCAGCUGAAGGUGACCCAGCUGAAGGUGAAAGUCGUGACGUUUGCAAAGGAGAUUCUACAAAAAUCGAAAGUACAGCUGAGACGAUCCCUGAAAAGCAUUCCUGUCCAAGUGGUUCAACAGGAGAAAACCCCUCUGGGACUGAGGCAGAUCCUAAAGCAGCAACCUUACCAACACUAGCCAGUGGAGAGGAGGAGGAAGUAGAUGGUCCUAAAGUUGGGAUAAGUGAAAACUCACCAGCCAUUAAAGAUACAAACAAUGAAGCUGAAGAAGGCGAGUCUUAUCCCUCUGAAGACUCACAGACUGCUGAACUUUUGGAUCCAGAUGAGUCGAAUGCCUCAGCUUCAGAGGAAGAAACGAAGGCGCCAGUUGUAAAAAAGUUAGAUGGUCAAACAAGCUGUGUUGAAACUAUUGGCCCCACCAUCACUGAGGCUUCUGAAUCAGCGUUUUCAGAAGCUGAUGGAACUCACGGAGGAAGCAAAAGAGUCCUGGUGGUAGUGGGCAUAGUGGUACUCAUCGCUAUCCUGGUGCAGCAUCUCCUUCAACCAGAAUCUGUACCUCCGAAAAAUGAGUUGCAGCCAAUAGACCUCUUCCUGGAGCAGAUGGAAAAAGUAAAGACUCAGUAUCCCAGUCAGCGUGCCGAGCUCUGGAAAAGGAGCAGACUUCACCUGAAGAGGCACCUCCAGACUUCCCAUCCCACAGAGCCAGUGAGUCUGAUCCUGACUGCAGGCCUUGGAGCAGAGAGGACGCUGAACUGCCUCUCUCAGAGUCUGGCCUUCGCCUUUUCUUCUGCCCUCAGCACUUCUGUCCUCCACAUCGACGGAGCCAGCAAAGCCAGACAAGACAGUGACCAAGUCAAGCUGGACAUUGACAAUCAGGAGAACAUCAUCUCUAAGCUGCUUGGUGAUUAUGACAAAGUGAAAGCCCUGUCGGAAGGCUCUGACUGUCGGUGUAAAUGUGUUGUCAGACCCCUGAGCAGGAGCCCCACGGAGCAGGACUCCUACAGCGUGGAAACCAUCUCCUCCGGACCCGACUGCAAGUGCGCAUGCGUCGCUCCUCGGUCGGCGGUCAACCCCUGCGAGGGAGAGUUCAGGCUGCACAAGCUCAGGGAGGCUGGAAAAGAAAAUGUCAAGCUGUCCACCAUCCUGGAGCUGCUGGAGGGUUCCUUCUAUGGAAUGGAUCUUCUCAAGCUGCACUCCCUGACCAGUAAACUCCUGAAGCGUGUGGAUCGCAUUGAAAAGGCGGUGUUUUUGAACCACUCUGUGGAGGAAGUGAUGCCUCAGGAGAGUCCUCCCAUCCAGGCAGAAGUAACGGAAAGUCCACUUACUUCUCUUCCUCGUCAGCAUCAAGACAAGAGGAGACUCGAGGAGGUUGGCAGGGCAGCAGAUGAUCAAAAUCCAGAAAAGCAUGAGGAGAAGCUCACUGGGGACAAUCCACCUGUCCUACAGGCAGAGGUUUCUGUUCAGGCCACUGAGGUCAGACCCCGGGCGACUCUCAAAAGCAAGGCAAACAAAGAGGAUUCCCAGUUGCCAAAGACUGGAGAUAAUGGAAUGAUCAUCAGAGGGAUGACUUUUUACAAGUCUAAGCCUGAUCCCAUGGUAGCAGAUGAUGAACAGCCUGGAGACAACUCUCCAGUACGGCCAACAUUUAUUACAAAUGCCACGACACCACAGGAUGAAACCAAUCCCACCCAUGCUUCAAGCUCAGCUUUACCCAGAGUCACCAGUAUACCUGCUCUCACAUCUACUUCAGCAGAAGCUGCAACAAAUACCAAACAGGUUGCUCAGGUCAAACACAAAUACAGAGUUAGUUGGGAAGAAGAAAAAGUGGAGGAUGAACUCCUAAAUAUGAGCGAGCCGAUGCAAAGGCAGGAGGAAUCAACCUCAGGAAAACCUGAGGACUGUAAGGACACUUUAGCAAGUAUCUCUGAACCAGUAACCCAGAACACCUAUGGCGGGAUGGAGGGAGCGUGGAUGAAGGAUCCAAAGUCUGCUGAUGACAAAAUUUAUGUCACCGACUUUUAUUACGGGAAUAACCUCUUGGAGUUCCGCAGUCUGGAAGUGUUCAAACAAGGCCGUUUCACCAACUCCUACAAGCUUCCAUACAACUGGAUUGGUACGGGUCAUGUGGUUUAUGAUGGGGCCUUUUACUACAACCGGGCCUUCUCCCGUGACAUCAUCAAGUUUGACCUGCGGCACCGUGUCGUAGCCGCCUGGACCAUGCUGCACGAUGCCCUGUUCGAGGAGUCUUCAUCACCGUGGGAAUGGCGCAGCCACUCGGACGUUGACCUUGCUGUGGACGAGAGCGGCCUGUGGAUCAUCUACCCGGCGCUGGACGACGAGGGCUUCCUGCAGGAGGCGGUCAUUCUGAGCCGGCUGGACCCCACAGACCUCAGCAUGAAGAAGGAGACCACCUGGAGAACCGGGCUCAGACGGAACUAUUUUGGGAACUGCUUCAUUGUGUGUGGCGUCUUGUAUGCUGUUGACAGCUAUAAUCGAAGGGACGCCAACCUGGAGUACGCCUUCGACACGCACACGAACACGCAAAUGAGUCCCAGAAUGCCCUUCAUCAAUAACUACACCUACGUCACACAGAUUGACUACAACCCCAAGGAGGGCGUUUUGUAUGCAUGGGACAAUGGACACCAGGUCACAUAUGACAUCAAGUUUGCCUACGUUGAACUUUAG
This is a messenger RNA of Nematolebias whitei (Rio pearlfish), 3041 nucleotides long. RefSeq names its product olfactomedin-like 2Ba (gene olfml2ba). Bases 144 to 3041 code for a protein of 965 amino acids. NCBI's taxonomy places the organism in Eukaryota, Metazoa, Chordata, Actinopteri, Cyprinodontiformes, Rivulidae. Gene Ontology annotation, molecular function: ATPase activator activity. Gene Ontology annotation, biological process: signal transduction. The transcript has 15 exons. The record is from RefSeq and is a predicted model, not a curated record.